AUCCGCCACUUUUCUAUCUCGUUCAUCUCCACUUCUACCUUGUUCUUGUCUCCUCCCUCUCUUACAACAGGCACCCCAUAAUAAUCUGCCGUCAUACCUACCUACCUCCUAACCUAACUUAACCUAUUUGCUCGCCCUCAUCAUUACACAUCUUUUACUUUUGUCUAUCCUUCUUCUUGUUCUCGAAACUGACCCAAGUCCACGUCCGUGCCCUAUCCUGUUCCUAUCCCUUCAUCCAACAUAACCUCAAUCUCUACUAUAACUAGUCGACGUAGUUGGACAGCGUCACAUAUCGACGGGAGCUCUCUCCUCAUACCUACUCUAGCUGCACCUUUCUAACCCCGCUUCGUCUCUUAACAACAGGCCUGAUACUUCAACGCUGUCAACAUGGCCGCGCCCUCUAAUCACCGCUCUCGUGGCUCUGAUGACCUGGGCGUCUUCGACGAUGCCAAAAGCUACUAUACGGCAGAGCGUCACCAGAACCGUGCUGGUCCUCGCACCCGAACAUACUCCCAGAACAGUUUGAUGUCCCGGUUCGAGCGAGUCAAUCUCCGAGAGCCGUUCCGACGUGGCAGCCACGAUGAGAACUCACAACAGAAUCGCCGGUUUCUGAUCCAAGUUGAUUCGACAUUGGAAAGCCUGUCACUCCAAGAAGACCCCAAUGGUAACAUGCAGAUCACGAUCGAGGACAAUGGACCCAAGGUCAUUUCUCUGCGUACCGCCGCUUCAGCUGGUCACAACCGUUUCGAUGUACGAGGAACUUAUAUGCUGUCCAACCUCCUGCAGGAGUUGACUCUGGCCAAAGAGUACGGACGGAAACAGAUUGUUCUGGAUGAAGGUCGUCUCAACGAAAACCCAGUCGAUCGCUUGUCUCGCAUGAUUCGUGAUCAUUUCUGGGAAAACCUGACUCGACGUAUUGAUGCGUCGACUGUCGAUAUUGCGGCUAGAGAUCCUAAAGACUGGACAGCCGACCCACGCCCACGUAUCUACAUCCCUUAUCGAUGCCCCAGACAAUACGAGUUUUACAAGAGAGUUGCUGAAGAGAGACCUGAGAUGCGACUGGACGUUCAGAUGCUUCCCGAGGAAAUCACCACUGAUCUGGUUCGCGACAUGAAUGAUGCGCCUGGUCUCUUGGCUGUGGAUGUGCAAGAAGUCUCAGAGCCAGAGCACCCUUCAGGAUGGACGCUCAAGGGUAUGCCCUUUGUGGUCCCUGGCGGUCGUUUCAACGAGCUUUACGGCUGGGACAGCUACAUGGCUUCCCUGGGCCUUCUCAUCAAUGACCGAGUCGAUUUGGCCAAGUCUAUGGUCAUCAACUUCUGUUUCUGUAUCGAACACUAUGGCAAGAUCUUGAAUGCAACCCGAUCUUACUAUCUCUGUCGAUCACAGCCUCCGUUCUUGACCGACAUGGCUCUUCGUGUCUAUGAAAAGAUCAAGCACGAACCCGAUGCCAAGGAGUUCCUUCGACGGUCUAUCCUGGCCGCCAUCAAGGAGUAUCACAGUGUUUGGGUUUCGGAGCCUCGAUUGGACCCUACCACGGGUUUGUCGAGAUAUCGACCAGAAGGCCGUGGAGUGCCCCCUGAGACAGAGGCCACCCAUUUUGUACACAUUCUUGAUCCUUACAUCAAGAAGCACAACACAACGUUUGAAGAUUUCGUGCGAAAGUACAACCACGGCGAAAUCGAAGAGCCUGAACUUGAUGAGUACUUCAUGCACGACCGUGCCGUGCGCGAGUCAGGUCACGAUACCUCAUACCGCCUCGAAGGAGUCUGUGCCAACCUAGCCACCAUUGAUCUCAACAGUCUCCUGUUCAAAUAUGAGACUGAUAUUGCCCGAACUAUCCGCAGCGUCUUCAACGACAAGCUGACCAUGCACGAGGAAUUCUGCGCUGGUACACCUUACCAGCCUGGUGAGGUCCUCUCGUCGGCUGCCUGGGACCGACGAGCCAAGCGACGUAAGCUUACCGUGGACAAGCUGAUGUGGGAUGAGAAGGAGGGCAUGUUCUUUGACUAUGACACCGCGAAGCGCGAGCGAUGUACAUACGAGAGCUGCACAACACUCUGGGCACUCUGGGCAGGCAUUGCCACCCCAAAGCAGGCAGCUGAGAUGGUCCGAAAGGCUCUUCCCAAAUUUGAGGCUUACGGUGGUUUAGUUUCAGGAACGGAAGAAUCGCGUGGAGCCGUUGGCCUGGAUCGACCUAACAGACAAUGGGAUUACCCAUACGGCUGGCCUCCACAGCAAAUGCUGGCAUGGACCGGCUUGAUUCGCUACAGCUUCACCGAAGAGGCAGAGCGAAUUGCCUACAAGUGGCUUUUCAUGGUCACCAAGGCCUUUGUUGAUUUCCAUGGUGUUGUAGUUGAGAAGUAUGACGUGACACGGCCAGCCGAUCCUCACCGAGUAGAUGCAGAGUAUGGUAACCAAGGUCUCGGUUUCAGAGGUGUCAACAAGGAAGGAUUUGCAUGGGUCAACGCCAGCUAUAUCUAUGGACUGCAAAUCAUCAAUGCGCACAUGCGCAGAGCACUUGGUGCUUUGACACCCUACGACACACUGAUGAAGGCUAUCGAGCAGAACGAGGAGAAAACGCUGGCUGGUCUGCUUAGUUCAUAGGGUAAUGUUAUUGCAGACUUGGAAGCGCUUAGCAAAAGAAAGAUGUUGUUGUAGCUAUCGAUAUCCAUAGGACAAGAAUGUUAUGAUGCACGAUCAAUGUACUACUUUAAUGGGCCCAUGCCGUUAAAAUGUAUCUGUAGAUGUUUGUGACGGAGCGAAUCUUGCGGAAUCAGACAGACAGGUGCCAUACAUACUCGUAGAGCUAAGCUUGAUGUUGUCACACACGGAGUCAGGGCAACAGAGGUAUAGGCAUCAGAAAACGAUCUGGGACCUAAAACAGACAUACUUGGCGCAUAAACACAACACAUAGUAGUUGAGAAAGACGAAA
Messenger RNA from Fusarium graminearum PH-1, 2932 nucleotides. RefSeq names its product neutral trehalase. The coding region runs from base 388 to 2604 and encodes 738 amino acids. Gene Ontology annotation, cellular component: cytoplasm. The transcript is spliced from 4 exons. Gene Ontology annotation, biological process: trehalose catabolic process. The record is from RefSeq and is a predicted model, not a curated record. Gene Ontology annotation, molecular function: alpha,alpha-trehalase activity; calcium ion binding. NCBI's taxonomy places the organism in Eukaryota, Fungi, Ascomycota, Sordariomycetes, Hypocreales, Nectriaceae.